Messenger RNA from Naegleria lovaniensis, 1386 nucleotides. RefSeq lists its product as uncharacterized. Gene Ontology annotation, molecular function: GDP binding; GTPase activity; GTP binding. Gene Ontology annotation, biological process: signal transduction. The coding region runs from base 1 to 1386 and encodes 461 amino acids. Gene Ontology annotation, cellular component: plasma membrane. NCBI's taxonomy places the organism in Eukaryota, Heterolobosea, Eutetramitea, Acrasida, Naegleriidae. The transcript has 2 exons. The record is from RefSeq and is a predicted model, not a curated record.
AUGUCUUUUGGAAGUUCUAGUAAUUCAUCAUCAAAUACACCACCGCCAACGGUUUCAAUUUGUUUAUUGGGAGAUUCCAAUGUUGGAAAAUCAUCUUUCAUCAUUAGGUUUCGGACGAGUGAUUUUAAUGAAGAAUAUGUUCCUCGGCAAUAUUUAGGGUCCUAUGUUGCCUAUAAAUUUGAAGGAUAUAAUAUUCGAUUGCAGUUCUAUGAUACCAUUGGAUUAGAAGAUUUUGAACAUGUCAAUGCUCAAUAUGAUAAAAUUGCAGACAUUUAUCUCAUGUGUUUUGCUCUUAAUGAUCGAACAAGUUUUACCAAUCUCGUGAAAUAUAUUCGACAAUUGAAAAGUAUUAAGGGAUUACCACUUGAUGAAAAAGUAAUAUUUUUGGUUGGGACAAAAUCCGAUUGUUAUGAACCAGUUAUUGAAGAAUAUGAUUGGAAAAGUAUACAACAUGAUGUCACCAGAAAACUCACAGUGAAGGCACCACCCUUGUUGACACCUUCUGAACAACGAAUUCGAAGAAAUUUUCAAACAAAUGUUUCAACUCUCACAACCGAGCAAGAAAAUACAAGCUCUUCAGCACUGAACGUUGUGUCCUCUUCAACGUCAAGAGGGCAAUAUAAUACAGUUUCACAUACGCAGGAAAAGAAACUCUAUAUCAGUAGUUCAAGCGCUGACAAUAUUAGUACCUACAAACGACCAGCCUUACAUCAUGCCAUGAAGCUUCCAGAAAUUCCAAAACCACUUCAUUCAUCUACCAAUAAUACUUCAAACAAAAUGUCCACAACAACAACCACUUCUAUCAAACCCAUUCCUCCAAUGCCUCAAUCCUCCUCAAUAAGCUCUUCAUCUCAACAUGCUAACAAAACAGAAGAAAACGUGACAUCAAACUCUCAAGAAAAACCCAAACACAUUCGACAGAGAAGUAGUAGCUUGAAAGAAUUUACAGCUUAUUCCAAAGAACCUCUUCAUACAAGACCUCCUCAUCCCACUAAAACUUUUGAUAACAAACCACGUUCUGGUACGAUUCAAAAUAUGAAGACCUUUGAUGAAGGUGACAAAAAUAAUGCGACACGUGGUGCAACAUUUCAAGAAAUUGUUGUCUUUUCACAAACACUUCCACGAGUACCACCGAAAAAAGACACAUCCAUGAUGAACUCUUCACAACAACAGUCAUCAUCCAUACGAAAGAAAUUUUGUGUGAGUGACGAAGAAGUGGCUUCCUUCCUCAAAACCUAUCCACUGUUUUCAGGUUAUAUUGAAACAAGUUCAAAAGAAAACACAAAUAUUAAUCAAGUCAUUCAAGAAGCACUUAAAAUGUAUUACAAGAGAAUGCGAGUGGAAAAGUUGGGAGGAGGAAAGGAUGAAAAUUGCAUGCUCAUGUAA